AUGGCCCAGCAGGAAGCAUUUUGGGCAGACGAUGAGAUCCGCCUCCAUAUGCAUGCACAAGUGAGACUCCACCGUGAAAGCAGCCUGAAGAAGGGGUUUAAGCCCGCUGAUGUGCAGGCGUUGGGUUUCCGUGAGGCACUCAUUUGCAGGGAACAGAGGAUCUUUUACACCACUGACCUUUGUGGGGCCCUUUCAAUUGCCUUUUUACGGUCCAUGUUGAUUGGAACCCAACUGCCCACCAAUGCAGAUGAGGCAGCACAGAUCCAUUGCCUCCUGCGGCAGCAGUUUCACGCCAUCAUUCAGCAGUGCCAAGUGACCGACAGACCCUGGAUCUGGGGUGCAGGGGACACUGGCCAUGUAGCCUUGACUCCAGCGACGUUUGAUGCCAUCUCCAUUGAUCGCGAAGCUCGCAUUGAUUUGAUCAACCAAAAUGGCACCAUGAUGGCAGAUGACGAAAUCAGGUUUCACAUCCGGCAGCUGGUGCAACACCAGCCUUCACGCCCGGGUCUUCUCGGAUCAUUUGUUUUCCUUGAGCCACUGGUCUUCAUGUGUUGGGACACAAUUGGGCAUGUGAUUGCUGUAUCAGACCAGAAACUUGCGGGGAUCCUUCAAGCCAUCGCAACACGAUUGGGUUUUCGUAGCAUUGCUCUGCAUCGUAUCCCCAAGCACAUUAAGGAUGACACCAAAUGUGGAGCGUAUGCCAUGGCCUUCUUGGCCCAUGUUAUCACCAGGAUGCCGCUGCCCACUGAGGCACAUGAACUUCAGCAACGCCGGGUUAAUGCCAUUGCUCCACGAGGGCAUGCCAUGGGUGAUGAUGAGAUCAUGUUUCACCUUGACCACCUGUUGCGGCUGUAUCACCUCCAGCCUAGAACUCCUAUCCCUGCGGAUGACCAAGCCUUGCGUGACCGCAAGAAUUUUGCUCCUUCGGACAGCCCGCUGAACGGAUUCAUUGGGGUUUUGGCCCCGCAGGCGGUUGUGCGGGGUGAACAACCGGUUCAAGUCCAUCUUGAGCCAGUCGAAUGCGCCCUGCCGUUGCCAGCUACCUGCUGGCAGGAACUCCCAGCUCUGACGAUUCCUGCAGGCGCAGUACGCUGGUAUGGUGAUAAAAUGGUCCGGCUCCUGCUCAGUUGGCUGUGGCAAAGCGUUUGGGGCGUUUCACAUCCUUUACGUUGGGUUUCACAUUUUCAGCUUUACAUUGAUUUCAUGUGCAGCACCGGCCACCCUGGCCCGGUGCAUGUGAAGCGCUGGCGCGAUGGAGCUGAUGUGCAGAACCUCAGCCUGCAGGGAUAUAGCUUUAGGCAGCGAACCCGCUGGUUUACAAAGAUGUUGAAAGAGUCCCUCAAGCACAUGGGAGUUUCACUGCACAUGGGGUAUGGCAGACCAUACUCGCAAGCCAUCAUGAUGCAUACGGGGGUUUUGGCGGUCCCGUGGGACCCGCAGAGAAUCUACAUGGUGGACAAGUGGAUGAUGGCCGUGGCUAAUCAGACCUUUAAGCGACAGUCUGCUGCGAUCGAUGCUUUGCCGUAUGCUCCGCGAAGGCCCAAGAUGACUGACAUUUUCCAGCCGCGGCAAGCCGAGACUGUGGACAUCUGUGGCCCAUGUCCCGUGCUAAAGGACCAAGCUGUGUGUGGCCUUCCCAGCGCCUCCAAGGACCCAGGGGAGCCAUGCUGCAAGGUAACGAAGGAUGUGAAUUGCGAGGGCGACCAGGUGCGAUUGCUGAUGAUUUUCCGGCUUGAAACCACUACUGUAGGCCUUUUGAACGAUUGCAGACACAUUCAAGAUUUCACCAACAUCCAGACUGGUUGA
This is a messenger RNA of Cladocopium goreaui, 1806 nucleotides long. The record is from the annotation of a GenBank genome assembly. NCBI's taxonomy places the organism in Eukaryota, Dinophyceae, Suessiales, Symbiodiniaceae.